Messenger RNA from Coniophora puteana RWD-64-598 SS2, 968 nucleotides. Its product is annotated as COQ7-domain-containing protein. NCBI's taxonomy places the organism in Eukaryota, Fungi, Basidiomycota, Agaricomycetes, Boletales, Coniophoraceae. The record is from RefSeq and is a predicted model, not a curated record. Gene Ontology annotation, biological process: ubiquinone biosynthetic process. The coding region runs from base 210 to 881 and encodes 223 amino acids. Gene Ontology annotation, cellular component: mitochondrial inner membrane. Gene Ontology annotation, molecular function: 3-demethoxyubiquinol 3-hydroxylase activity. The transcript is spliced from 3 exons.
GUUUAACUAAAAGUAAAAAUCUGAACUACGAGUCCUUGCCCAGCUUCAAACUUGAGGGUUUCCGACGUUAAGUUUCCGGCCCUGCAUCGGACGAGAGACGCACAGGGGCGCCUCCGAAUCUUGCCACUUCUCGUUCCCCAUCGCCACCAAAGUUUUGGGUUUAAUUUCCGCAUCCCACCGUGGAGCUACAUACAUAGCUGCGUGCGCUCAUGUUGUCGACGCGUAUUCUCUGCGCGAAUGCUGCCAAAACGGCACAGCGUGCAUAUGCUACCCGAGCAUCCGAAUUUUACACCGAUCCUAGCAAGGCCCUUGAGCCAGCAGUCACGUCUACUCCAGAGGUCAACUCUUCGCAGCGAGAGGUCCUGGACUCGGCGUUGCGCAUUGAUCAGGCAGGCGAAAUUGCUGCUAAUGCGAUCUACAAUGGUCAAAUGGCCGUCCUCGGUAGACACCCACAUGUCGGCCAUCUCAUUCAGGAAAUGUGGGAUCAGGAGAAACGGCAUCUUGUCGUAAUGAAUAAAUUACAGGCACAGCAUCAGAUACGGCCAACUGUGCUGACAGAAGUGGCCAAAGUGGCAGGUUUCGCUCUCGGAGCUGCGACAGCAUUGAUGGGCAAAGAGGCAGCCAUGGCAUGUACUGAAGCUGUGGAGACAGCUAUUGGGGAGCAUUACGACGACCAGUUAAAGGAGUUUGAAUCACUACCGGAAUCACAUCCGAGCGUACCCCUUCUUAAGGAUGUCAUCCGGGAACUCCGGGACGAUGAACUGGAGCAUUUGGAUAUUGCUGUCGAACAUCACUCACAACGCGCACCUGCACACGCUUUGCUCAGUACGGUCAUCAAUGGGGGCUGCCAAGUGGCUAUAGGGAUAUGUCGGCGGUUCUAAUGGUUUUAUUAUAUUCGAUUGCUCCGAAUAAUGUGUGUCACGCGUCCUCAACAUGUCGCCGAUAUGUGUCAAUUGAAUGCGAACGCC